CCAAUGAGUCUAACCUAGUUUAACCCUAUUUAAAUUUCAUUGUAUCAUAUUAAAUCCUUAUUACACCAACAACCACUGUUAUAUUCAGUUACCAGAUUCAGAUUCAUUUUCCCAGACUGUAAAACCUCUCUCCAACUCUUUCAUGGAACUUCUUCUGCUCAGCCUCUUCCUUACUGUGUUCUCUGCACUGUCAGUGUCUUCAACACAAACCAUAGUACAAGGAUUCCCAACCUUAACCCCCCAAACCUCCUUAUCAGUAGAAAAAGAAACAGACUUCUUAAUUUCCCCAAACAGAACAUUCUCUUCUGGGUUCUACAAGGUGGGCACAAACGCCUUCUGUUUCUCAAUCUGGUUCACCAAUUCCCUCAACAAAACCGUUGUCUGGAUGGCCAACCGAGACCGGCCCGUUAACGGAAAACAGUCACGGUUAACCCUCCAGAAAAGCGGCAACCUCGUAUUAACUGACGCCGGUGGCUCGGUCAUGUGGGCCACCAACACGUUCUCGCAAGGACAAGUGGAAGUCCGGCUUCUUGACACCGGGAAUUUAGUACUAGUGACAAACAAUGAUAAUGUGAUCUGGCAAAGUUUUGAUUAUCCUACAGACACCCUGCUCCCGACACAAUCGCUUGUCAGGAACACGACGUUGGUGUCUAUGAGGGGACGAGGUACGUACUUGUCCGGGUACUAUAACCUUAAAUUUGAUGAUAAUAAUAUACUGAACCUUAUCUAUAACGGUCCUAUGGAUUCAAGUAUUUAUUGGCCUAGCACGGUGCAAGAGACAGUGUUCUAUUUUGGCAGAACACCGUACAAUAGCUCCAGGGUGGCAUUUUUUAAUGAAAGAGGAAGUUUUAGAUCGAGUGAUGAUUUGAAGUUUAAUGCAUCGAAUUUUGGGGUUGGGCCUAAAAGGCGGUUAACGCUCGAUUAUGACGGGAUUUUGAGGCUGUAUAGCUUGGAUGGGGCGACCGGGCUUUGGGAGGUGACAUGGCAGCCCGGUGGUGUUGAUGCUUGCAGGGUUCAUGGACUGUGUUAUUGGGAAUGGAAUGCCUGCCUGAUUGAUUGCAAAUGCCAAGGUUUCGUGUAUUUGCUUGUUGGAAAAGGACAGUGCUUUCCCAAAAGGACUCUCUUGAGUGGAUUUCAAAUUAUUGAUCUUUCCAGGGUGGCUCAUGUAAAAGUUCCAAGAGAUAUAGCGAUCUCUCAGAAAGGGAAAGUACUAAAUACAAGUAGUGAUUUGAAUUGCUCGGCUGCAGAGGUGAUGGUGUCGAGUGGUGGUGGUUCUGGCAUUAGUGGUGGUGGAGAAAACACAAAGCGAAAUGGGUACAUGAAGUUACUAAUUUCAUUCGUGGGUUCGGUAGCAAUCAUUGAAAUGGUCUGCAUCGGCUUAGGUUGGUGGUUUGUGUGGCGAAAACAUGUCCAUGAGGAACUUGUGAACAUGGGUUACAUUGUGCUAGCAUUGGGCUUCAAACGGUUCACUUACACCGAGCUAAAAAGGGCAACUCUGAACUUCAAACAAAAGAUAGGAAAGGGGGGUUUUGGGACUGUCUACCGGGGAAUUUUGGACAACCAGAGAGUCGUGGCCGUGAAGAGAUUGGAAGGCAUUUUGCAAGGAGAUGCCGAGUUUUGGGCAGAGGUGAGCAUCAUAGGGAAGCUCAAUCACCGAAAUUUGGUGAAAAUGUGGGGCUUCUGCGCGGAAGGCGAGCACAAGCUAUUGGUUUAUGAGUACAUGGAAAAUGGGUCAUUGGACAAACUCUUGUUCACAGAUUCACCCAGUAGUGCCUUAGACUGGGAACAUAGAUACAACAUUGCUCUUGGGACAGCAAAAGGCUUGUCCUACAUACACGAGGAGUGCCUCGAGUGGGUACUCCAUUGUGAUGUAAAGCCUCAAAACAUACUACUAGAUGAUAACCUCGAACCCAAGGUGACAGAUUUUGGCAUGUCAAAGCUUUUUAGAGAAAGCCUUGACACGGGUUUUUCUAGGGUGCGCGGGACUAGAGGGUAUUUGGCUCCUGAAUGGAUGAAGAACGUAACAAUUGAUGCAAAAGCCGAUGUGUACAGCUAUGGGAUCGUCUUGUUGGAAUUGCUGACCGGAAAGAGGGCAUCUAGUUUCCAUUGGCAAGUAGGCGAAGAGAACGAGUACAAUCGGUUGGUACAAUUUGUGAGGCAAAAGAUUAAGCAAGACGUGCUUCUGGAAGUGAUUGAUCCAAGAUUGAACCAUGCUUGCAGUGAUGGGAAGCUCGAAACAUUGGUGAAAGUUGCGUUGAUGUGCGUUGGGGAAGAUCGCGAUACAAGGCCUGCCAUGAGUAAGGUUGUGGAGCUUCUGAGUGGAGAUGAUGAGAACAUAGAUGAUCAGGAGGGGGAUAAAUAGAUUAUAAGAGGUUGCUUGAUUGUUUGAAUUUACAGGUAUAAUUGUUUUCCCAAUUUUAUGUAUUUUCACAAUUAUAAUGUAUGUUAGUUACUUUCUGUUACCAUAGCAUAGCUUGAGAGUUUAAUCUACUCAAAAUGCAUUGAGGGGUUUUAUCAGUUUCUGGUAAAUGUUUAGUUACUCAUGCUCAAGUUUGGUAAAAAUAA
Molecule: messenger RNA, 2565 nt
Organism: Camellia sinensis
Lineage: Eukaryota; Viridiplantae; Streptophyta; Magnoliopsida; Ericales; Theaceae
Source: RefSeq, a predicted model, not a curated record